AGCUGCACCAGGCGCUGACGGCGCUGCUGAGCGAGGCGGAGCGGGAGCAGUUCACGCACUGCCUAAACGCAUACCACGCGCGCCGCAACGUCUUCGACCUGGUGCGCACCUUGCGCGUCCUGCUGGACAGCCCGGUGAAGCGGCGCCUGCUGCCCAUGCUGCGUCUGGUCAUCCCGCGCUCAGACCAGCUGCUCUUCGACCAGUACACGGCUGAGGGUCUCUACCUGCCUGCCACCACCCCCUACAGGCAAUCUGCUUGGGGCGGCCCCGACGGCGCAGGGCCUGGGGAGGUGCGCCUGGUCAGCCUAAGGCGCGCUAAGGCCCACGAAGGCUUGGGCUUCAGUAUCCGAGGGGGCUCAGAACACGGCGUGGGUAUCUACGUUUCCUUGGUGGAGCCUGGUUCCCUGGCUGAGAAAGAAGGGCUGCGGGUCGGGGACCAGAUUCUGCGCGUCAACGAUAAAUCCCUAGCCCGGGUGACCCACGCAGAGGCAGUCAAGGCUCUGAAGGGCUCCAAGAAGCUGGUACUGUCUGUGUACUCUGCGGGGCGCAUCCCUGGAGGCUAUGUCACCAACCACAUCUACACCUGGGUGGACCCACAGGGCCGCAGCACCUCCCCGCCCUCAGGCCUGCCCAACCCCCAGGGCAGCAGCGCUCUGAGACAGCCCGAGGGUGACCGGAGGAGCGGCUUCUGCCUCCUGCAAGGCGGGGAUGAGAAAAAGGUGAACCUGGUGCUGGGGGAUGGCCGCUCCCUGGGCCUCACCAUCCGCGGGGGCGCCGAGUACGGCCUGGGCAUUUACAUCACGGGUGUGGACCCCGGCUCGGAAGCGGAAAGCAGCGGGCUCAAGGUUGGGGACCAGAUCCUGGAGGCCAACGGGCGGAGCUUCCUCACCAUCCUGCACGACGAGGCGGUCAAGCUGCUCAAGUCGUCUCGGCACCUCAUCUUGACCGUGAAGGACGUCGGGAGGCUGCCGCACGCCCGCACCACGGUGGACGAGACCAAGUGGAUCGCCAGUUCCCGGAUUGGGGAGAGCGCCACCAACUCGGCAGGGUUUCCAGGGGAUGUCACAACAGAAGGGACCAACAAGCCAGGAUUCUAUAAGGGCCCAGCCGGCUCCCAGGUGACGCUGAGCAGCCUGGGGAACCAGACCCGAGUGCUGCUGGAGGAACAGGCCCGGCACCUGCUGUCGGAGCAGGAGCGCGCCACCAUGACCUACUACCUGGACGAGUACCGCCGCGGCAGCGUCUCCGUGGAGGCCCUCGUGAUGGCCCUGUUCGAGCUGCUCAACACCCACGCCAAGUUUGCUGUCCUCUCUGAGGUAAGAGGCACCAUCUCCCCACAAGACCUGGACCGCUUUGACCACCUGGUGCUGAGGCGGGAGAUCGAGUCCAUGAAGGCACGUCAGCCGCCGGGCCCUGGGGCCGGGGACACCUACUCCCUGGUGUCCUACAGCGACACGGGCUCGUCCACAGGCAGCCACGGCACCUCCACCACCGUCAGCUCGGCCAGGAACACCCUGGACCUGGAGGAGUCGGGCCAGGCCGUCCAGGGCGGCGUCAACACGCUCCCCGACGUGUCCGUGGACGAUGUCAAGCCCAGCUCCGAGGAGCUGCCCCACACCAAGCUGCCGCCUCCCCCUCCGCUUCUGGGCCAAGGCCCAGGCCAGGACCGCCCGCCCAGCCAGCCGAGGAAGCCCGCCAGGGAGGACCCCCAGCCCCCCUCCUCCGCCUCCUCGCACUCAGGCAUCAUUUUCUCCGCACCCCAGACCUGCAGCCCGCCGCUGGCCGCCGCACCCUCCCCAGGGCCCCCCUCCACCCAGGACUCGCCCUCCUCCCCCAUCUACGCCUCCGUCUCCCCGGCCAAACCCAGCUCCAAGAGGCCACUGGAUGCCCACCUGGCCCUGGUCACCCAGCAGCCCAUCGGCCCCUUCCCUCGGGUCCAGUCGCCCCCACACCUGAGGAGCCCCUCGGCAGAAGCCCCAGGAGCUGGGGGCUGCCUCCCGCCGCCCUCGCCCUCCGACCCCCUGGACCAGCCGAACCAACACUUCGUCCUGGUGGAGGUGCACCGGCCCGACAGCGAGCCCGACGUGAACGAAGUGCGGGCCCUGCCCCAGACACGCACAGCCUCCACGCUCUCCCAGCUCUCGGACAGUGGGCAGACUCUUAGUGAGGACAGUGGCGUGGAUGCCGGAGAGCUGGAGGCCAGUGCCCCAGGCAGAGGCAGACAGAUGGCUUCCACCAAGAACAAGAGUAGCAAGGAGCUGCCGCAGACGGAGAGAGCCACCGAGGGGGCCACCAAGCCGCCUGGACUCCUGGAGCCUACGUCUACGCUGGUCCGCGUGAAGAAAAGUGCAGCUACCCUGGGCAUCGCCAUCGAGGGUGGCGCCAACACACGCCAGCCCCUGCCUAGGAUUGUCACCAUUCAGCGAGGCGGCUCGGCCCACAACUGUGGGCAGCUCAAGGUGGGCCACGUGAUCCUGGAAGUGAACGGGCUGACGCUCCGGGGCAAGGAGCAUCGGGAGGCUGCCCGCAUCAUCGCUGAGGCCUUCAAGACCAAGGACCGUGACUACAUCGACUUCCUGGUCACCGAAUUCAAUGUGAUGCUCUAGGGGCCGAGGCCUAACGGCCUCCCACUACUGCCCAGCCCCGGGUCCCUCCCCUGUCCUGCCACUCUCAGGCUCCUCGAGGGGGAGGGGCUGCGUGGCCUGGGUGGCAGGAAGGCGUCCCCUCUCCCUCCUGGCCCACUGCACCAGAACUGGGGGAAAAGGGAACUGGGCAAGGCCGACAGAUGGCAGGUCAGAGUUGGGGUGCCGGGGACCCGGUGGGCGCUCAAUAUGAGAGGUUCUGGGAAGGAAGACAGAAGAGGAAGGGCAGAGGGCCUGCUUCCAUUGGCUGGAGGGUGGCACUCCUGUCCCCAGCCAGCUAGCACCCAGCCCACCCCCAGAUGCCUGAGCCUCUGGAGCAAGGACACAGGAGAACUCAGACACGGCUUCCUGCGGGGGCAUCUUGCAGGACCUUCAGUGCCACAAACAAGCAUCAAGCCUGCCCCCACUCACACCCUUCCUCCUGGCUCCUCUCCCCACAGUAUUUAUUAUUUAUUUCCUCCCCGCACUCCAGGGGACUCCACAGCCCCAGCUUCCCACCCCCCAGCCUGUUCCGGAGGCCUUGCAGAUGACCAGCAGGGUCAGUGUAUUUAUAUACAGAGCUUACGACUUUAAUUUUUCAAUAAAGAAAUCUGAACAAG
Messenger RNA from Ictidomys tridecemlineatus (thirteen-lined ground squirrel), 3241 nucleotides. RefSeq names its product whirlin (gene Whrn). Gene Ontology annotation, biological process: auditory receptor cell stereocilium organization; sensory perception of sound. Lineage: Eukaryota; Metazoa; Chordata; Mammalia; Rodentia; Sciuridae. Gene Ontology annotation, molecular function: protein binding. Gene Ontology annotation, cellular component: stereocilium tip; photoreceptor inner segment; cilium. The record is from RefSeq and is a predicted model, not a curated record.